Molecule: messenger RNA, 750 nt
Organism: Aspergillus oryzae RIB40
Lineage: Eukaryota; Fungi; Ascomycota; Eurotiomycetes; Eurotiales; Aspergillaceae
Exons: 1
Coding region: 1-750 (249 amino acids)
Source: RefSeq, a predicted model, not a curated record
AUGGUAAACUCACAACAGAGCGUUAAGAAUGGGAAGCAGAUAUUCGGGCUGUUGAAAGCUUUUGGGACCACUGACUCGAACAUGGAGGUAGCAAGGCGAAAUUUGUACCGGAACAUUGAAGACCGUCAUGCGAUGAAAGAUAUCAACCAAGGUAUCGAAAACCAACGAGAGCAUUUCGACAAUUUAGGUCUCCAUAUAGGCUAUAUUUAUGGCGAUCACCGAAUUCCCGAGAACGCAUCCAUCUACCGUCCAGUCUGUAUUCGUGGUGGACGCCUACCUCAUGCUUGGAUUAGGCUUUACUCCCAGGAAGAAACAGCGUUACCUCCAAUUGAUUCAUCCUACGUGGCUGAGCUUUCGCCCGAGGAAGUUGAAAUGAAACGAUACUCGACGCUGGAUCUCUGUACGUUCGACGCCUUUACUUUGAUUGCGGACCAGGGUACGGCCCUACAUUGGAAACAGGCUCUGAAGGAGAUGUGCGAAUGUCUUCCUGCAGGUAUGUCAUAUAAACUGAAAAUUCGCCUGGCUAUUCGAGGCUCGGAUUUUGACCUUCAGCCUGGCAAAAAUGGGGAAGACUGGGUCCAACUCACGAAGUUGUACGAUGGGAAUGCUAUUUUGGUCCGCCCAGAUCAGCACAUUUUGGAAUGCUUUAAGUUUCCGGCCGGAUAUAGUGAGCUUCUGAGGGUGUUGCGAGAGCACCUGGGGUGGGACACUGUGGUUCCAGAUUGGCACAAGGUUGACAGUGUUCUAUAG